AGCUCCUUCACUGGGUGAGAUUUUUCUCCUUGGGAGACACCAGGAUGCGGUUCCCUCUGGUUCUCUCCAUGACCGUGGCUCUCUGCCUCGUGUCCCUGUUUUCUGGUGGCUUCGUACACCCCAUGGACCCUGCCUGGCUCACGACAGGAGCCUCUCUGGAAGACCUGAGGCAGCUGCUGAGUGUUGCAAAGAGCACCUUCCUCAGCUGGCUUGGCAUCACUCCUCUUCACAAACCCUACGGCUUGAUUGGGAUGGAUGUUGCUCCUGAGGACCUGAAGCCAGCUGAGAGCAGCUUUGCUGAAUGCCACACAGACAUGUGCCUUCCCAACCACAAAACCUGUGACAAUGUCGGGAUGGACUUCACUCCUGAGAACAUGAAGCGAGCACCCGUCACUCUUGAGAUCACCUCUGCUGAAUGCCCCAGAAGCAUUGGCCAUCCCAGCCUCAAAACCGGUGACAAUGUGGGGAUGGACUUUGCUCCUGAGGACCUGAAGCAAGCACCCGUUGCUUUUGAGAUCACCUUUGCUGAAUCCCCCAGAAGCAUUGCCUUUCCCAACUCCAAAACCUGUGACAAUGUCAGGAUGGACGUUGCCCCUGAGGACCUGAAGCAAGCACCCAUUGCUGCUGAGAGCACAGUCACCAUAGCCCCUGGCAGCAUCGCCCUUCGUUCCCCCCCAACCUGGAUCAGCACCCUGAUGGACAGCAUUCCCAAGGGCCUGAAGCAACUUGCAGUUGUCACACAGAGCAUGGCCUCCAACCUGCCCUGCCACCUGAGCCACCUUUGGGACUACCUUGUCCAGGUGGACAGGGCAGAGCUGCUCCGCAGGACCCUGUGGUUCAUGGGGCCACCCUGUGUCACCCACAUGGCCUUUCGCUUCUGGAGGCACCUGCAGACCCCCACAGAGAGGCAGGUUGCUGGGAGGAGGGCACCUUCAGCCAUUAGGAACUGACCACCUGAGACUUUUCUGCUUCCACUGCCUGAAACAUCUCUGGCAGCAGCUCCCCAAGAAUCAUAGAAUUGCUCAGGCUGGAAAAGACUUUGAGGACCAUGAAGUCCAGCCUCAUGUGAAUAGAAGAUCAUGCCAAAAAGACAAGAACUUUCUCCACCUCCCCAUCCCUCUGCCCCUGUUUUGUUCUGUUAGCACGUGUCCUUCAGUACCAAGGGGAUCCAGGGCAGCCACAACAUGAAAUCCCACGGUGUGAGCCAGACUGCU
Messenger RNA from Calypte anna (Anna's hummingbird), 1214 nucleotides. RefSeq lists its product as uncharacterized. The transcript is spliced from 2 exons. The coding region runs from base 45 to 950 and encodes 301 amino acids. The record is from RefSeq and is a predicted model, not a curated record. Lineage: Eukaryota; Metazoa; Chordata; Aves; Apodiformes; Trochilidae.